Ixodes scapularis (black-legged tick) is the source of this 495-nucleotide messenger RNA. RefSeq lists its product as uncharacterized. Lineage: Eukaryota; Metazoa; Arthropoda; Arachnida; Ixodida; Ixodidae. The transcript has a single exon. Gene Ontology annotation, cellular component: neuron projection membrane. The record is from RefSeq and is a predicted model, not a curated record. Gene Ontology annotation, biological process: synapse organization. Bases 1 to 495 code for a protein of 164 amino acids.
AUGCCCUUUGUUGUCUCUCAAUCCCUCCCCUCUCCCCUCCCCGAAGUGCCCAAGGCUCGGAUCGUGGGAGGUCCGGAUCUGCACGUGGAAGCCGGAUCCGCACUGAACCUGACGUGCAGCAUCAGCGAAAGCCCAGAGGCCCCGGCGUUCGUCUUCUGGUACCACCAGGGCCGCCUGGUGAACUUCGAGCGCGGCGGCCGCGUCGUGGUCGCCAAGGGCCGCAACGGCUCGGCCGUGUCCAGGCUCCUGCUGCCGGCCGUCCAGGCCGCGGACUCCGGCAACUACACGUGCAACCCGGCCAACGCCAACGCCACCUGGGUGCUGGUGCACGUCCUGGAGAGCCAUCGGCGACUAGCGGCAGUCCAAAACGACGCCGGGGGCAUGGCCCUCACCUCGGACGUGGGCCCUGCCGGGAGCUCCUGGAGGGCGCUGUUCGCCUGCACGCUGGUGUCUCUGACGGCGUCGUGUCGGAUGUCGGCGCCGCCGCACAGGUGA